CCUCUGCACACCGACGACUGCCCCGCGCGCGCCGCCCUCUGCCCGCAGACAUGGCGCCGCCGCGCGCCCUCCUGGCGUUCGCCGUCUUCUGCUCGGCCGUCGUCGCCGCCAGAGCUGCCGCACCCGACGCCAACUGCGACCUGCUGUUUGAGGGCGACCCAGUCUCCAGCUCCAGCUGGAAUAGCGCCCUCAAUGCGUCCAGAUACGUAGGCGACCUCAUGGACACCACGGAAGCCCAAGUAGAGUAUCUGGUGCUCACCACGAAGGAGGUGACCGCCUUCGCUGUCGACAGCCCGUCCGACUACAUCGAUGUGGUUUUCGAUGAGGCCGCCAGCACGCUGAAACUCGUCGUCAACGAGGAGUUCGCCAGUUAUGAACAGCAAAUGAUCUCUGCAUCAGAUCCGUCUAUAAUCGACAUCCGCAUCACGUUAACGUGCAGCGACACCAAUACGGCUGGUUUUGGCUUCAAGGUUACGGUGAAGGAUACGAACAACCAUGCGCCAGAGUUCGACAAAUCCAGCUACCCGUUCGACCUACCCAUGCCGCUGCCUUCAGACAUCGAUCUCUCUUGCCUUGUGGACGUGAUCAAGGUGACGGACAUCGACUUCAGCAAUUCGGACAUCACCAUCGACUUCGACGGAGAUGGAGCCAAACUGUUCCGUGGAGAAGCGACCUACUUGGGAAGCCGGAACUACGAGAUCCACGUGUACAGCACGACGGCUAUCGAACUCAAGGAGACCACAACCUUCACGAUGACAGCAAAGGACAACGGCACUCCUCAGCUGUCGUCUAACCCGGCCACCAUUACCAUCAACGUGAACCAGCAGACGUCGCCCCCCACGGCUCCCAGGUUUCUGCAGGCUGCGUCUCACAAGACAGUUGCCGCGGACGAGAUAGUGCCUGGCACUGAGGUAGCUUCGGUGACAAUAUCGGAAGGCUACGACACGGAUGUUAAAGUGACUCACUAUACUUUAGAUGAACCAGACGUGACCCCGACAAGCGACGCGUUCGCCGUGGACGUGAGGGCCGCGGCGGACGGCACCGCCACCGUGAGCCUGCGGUGGGCGGAGGGCGUGGCGCCGGAGGCCCUCCAGGACCUCAAGUACGCCCUCGUAGUCCUGCAGGCGACACGUGAGAGGGAAGUCUCGACCAACCAGAUUGCCACCACCGUGGUUCAUCUCUCGCUCCCGGGACUGCAGGAUCCGCCGACGACAGCAUGCCCGACUCUAGAGCCGUGCCCCACGACGGUGGAGUCCACACCGUGUCCUGAGCCGGAAAGCCCCACCACACUGCCUCCAGAGCCGUGCCCCACUAGCCCCGAGCCACAGCCGUGCCCAACAGCAGCGCCGAGCUCCACCACUGAACAGUGCCCGGAAUGCCCCUCAACAGCUGAGCCUACAUCCUGCCCUACCAGCUGUCCCACGAACCCUUCGUGGCCCACGACGUCGUACCCAGUGUGCAGUUCUUCGAGCAUCACGGAGCCGUGUAUCUGUGAAGCUCCUUCACAGUGCACGUCGGCCGAGAACACCUCUCCUGGUUCUACAACUGACUGUUCACAAUGUCCAACGACAGAGUGUCCGCCAACUUCUCCUAACACAUGUUCACCAUCUAAUGCUACUGAAUGUCCAGAAUGUCCAACGACAGAGUGUCCGCCAACUUCUCCUAACACAGGUUCAUCAACUGACGCUACUGAAUGUCCAGAAUGUCCAACUACGUGUCCAUCCACCUCAACGACUUGGCCUGACACAGGUUCUACAACUGACUGUUCACAAUGUCCAACAACAGAGUGUCCGCCAACUUCUCCUAACACAUGUUCACCAUCUAAUGCUACUGAAUGUCCAGAAUGUCCAACGACAGAGUGUCCGCCAACUUCUCCUAACACAGGUUCAUCAACUGACGCUACUGAAUGUCCAGAAUGUCCAACUACAUGUCCAUCCAUCUCAACGACUUGGCCUGACACAGGUUCUACAACUGACUGUUCACAAUGUCCGACGACAGAAUGUCCGCCAACUUCUCCUAACACAGGUUCACCAACUGACACUACUGAAUGUCCAGAAUGUCCAACUACAUGUCCAUCCAUCUCAACGACUGGGCCUGAUACAGGUUCUACAACUGACUGUUCACAAUGCCCGACCACAGAGUGUCCACCAACUUCUAAUACAGGAUCACCAUCUGAGUGUACUGAAUGUCCAGAAUGUCCAAUAUGUCCAACCUGCCCAUCGACUUGUCCUGACACAGGUUCUACAACUGAUUGUUCACAAUGUCCGACGACAGAGUGCCCGCCAACUUCUCCAAACACAGCUUCACCAUCUGACAGUAGUGAAUGCCCACAAUGUCCAACGACAUGUACAACAUGUGAGCCUUGUACCACUGCAGAGCCAACUUCUACCACACCAGCUCUGCCACCUGGGCCGCCGAUAGAGUUCGAGACUAGCAGGUACAGUGCUACCGUCUCUUCCGUCUACGUGGGGACGCUGGCGAGCCUCAAGCUGCAGGAGUACGAGUCCGGCAGCUACAGCCUCGACUGCCAGCUGAUGGACGCCACGGACUACGUGGCGUCCCGGGUGAGCGUCGAUCCGCUGGACGUGACCGGCUGUCAGCUGACCAUCGAUGCAUUCCUGCGUGCCGGCUCCUACGCAUUCAGCGUCCGCGCCAACCUCGCCGGCACCUCCUCUGUCGCGACAACGGAGAUGGCGCUGGCAGUGUCAACGACCAUCGCGUGCGAUGACUCGAAGUCUCCCAUCUUCCCCAUCGCGCUGUUGGUGACUUCUCAGCCCGAGAAUCAGACAGCAGCGACGAACAUCCUGCCCCCCACGGAGCUGGUAGACGGCGCGCAAUGCAGCUUCAAUUACAGCGUCGACCCUGCGAAGUACAGCGACUGGGUGCAAGUGGACAGAGCGACGGGCGAGAUGAACGUGACCGGCCUGGACUACGAGAGCGCGACCAGCCUGUUCAUCUCGCUGUCCGUCUCCUGCGAGCCUGAACCAGAGCAGCAGCAGCAGCAGCAGCAGCAGCGGCGGCGGCGGCUACGUCACACGAGGGACCAGCCAGACUGGCCAGAGUAUCUGUUCUACGACAACACCAGCAUGAGUGUGGUGCUGCAGAUCGAAGACGUCAACGACAACCCACCCGUCUUCACCGCCGGCGACCACAUAGUGGUGGGCUAUCCUACUGGAGACCUGCUGGAGCGCGUCCAGCCUGGACCAGUCGUCACACUCAAGGCCACCGACGCGGACGAGGGCGUGAAUGCGGAGCUGCGCUUCAGCCUGGACGCGGCGGGCAGCCGCUACUUCACGGUGGGCGCCGAGACGGGCGCCGUGUACGUGCGCGCCGACGCGCCGGGGCUGCCGGACUCCGGCGCCUCCUUCACGGCGACCGUCGCCGACCUGGCCGGCGCCGCAGGAGCGCUCACCGACACCGUGGUCGUGCAGGUGAAGCCGCUGAAGGACGAGGAACUGGUGCUGGUGGCGACGGUGGAGGGCGCGCUGCCCGAGGACGCGGACGCCGUGGUGCAGGGCCUCUGCGGCGCCACGGGCCUGGAUGUGCGCCUGCUGAGGGCGUACGCCACGGCGGCGGAGGGCGGCCGGACGCUGGCGGCCAGGGCGCGCUCCGGCAGCGCCCUCACCAUGCUGCUGUACGCCCUGGACGACCAGCAGGCGCUCGUCACCGUGCAGCAGUUCCAGACGCUACUUUCGUCUUCGGAGAUCAAAGUGGAGAACCUGCCGCCAGAGGCAGAAAACCAGGAGCCCACUGAUGUCACCGGCUAUAUGGCGGCCAUCAUCACUUUGGCUGUCCUCAUCGCAGUGGCCCUAGGUGGUGCUGUGGCAGGCUACUACUUCUACUUCAGGCCAAGACUGGGAGUUCAUAAGCAGACAGAUGAUUACACUAAGUUUGAAUCUGAUGCAGAUAAAGACAGUCCUUUAGAAUCACAAAUUCCACAAAUAACUACAACUGUUGAACCUAAUGUAUCAACAGUUAGUGAAAUAAUAGAACCAGUAAAUGAAGUGACUGUUGAGAAUGACAUGAUAACAAAUGAAAACAGCAAUGGAGUACUGGCACCAGAUUCAGAAGAUGAUUGGUCAAGGAAGAGAUCCAUGACCAUUCGAGGAGGUCCAGAUGACUAUAAUGAUGAGGAAGCAUCUGGAACACCAAGAAGAUCAGAAAGUUCAGACAGCCUUGAUGGAGAUGAAGCUCAUGCUGAGUCUGAGCGACGUAAAUCCGCAGUUCACUUUAAUGAAAACGUGGAGUGUAUUGAAGUGGAGCGCCUCUGAUAUUGAGUGCAGUGUGACUCCAAAGAAAUUUCUGAGAGGGACCUAGUGCUUCAUUUAGCUCUGGUAAUCAUUACAGUUCCUCUUAACGCCUGCCUAGUGCUUGUGAUAGCAAAUUAACGCCCUUGAAGACUGACGACAUGGACUGUGAACCUGUUAUCUACAUGAAAUGCAUUGAUAUUAAUCAGAAUAAAGAUAAGAAAUAAGAUUUGUUGGAACUAUUUUUUUGUGGCUGUGUGAAUUACAAGUAUUUCCCAUAUUAAACAAGUACUUUUUUUUUUUGUAGCUGUCGGUUGUGUUAAUUAAUGAUUUUUGUGGAGACUGUUGAUACUAAUAAUUAGUUGGCUGAUGUUCUUUCAGUGAUUUUGUAUAUUCAAUAACACUGUUUAAUUUCCAUGUUUAAAAGUGGUUGUACCUUAUGACAGUUUGGUAGAAAAAUUUUAUAUGCUACUUGUAGUUUGUUUUUUUUUUUACUUAUAAUAUUUUAAUAUUUCAUUUCAUCAGUUAUCAUUUUAUUAUACACUGUUAGAAUGUAUAGAUAGAACUGUAAAUAAGGAAAAAUUAAAUAAUUUUAUUUAUGACCUAUUA
This is a messenger RNA of Schistocerca gregaria, 4856 nucleotides long. RefSeq names its product mucin-17-like. Gene Ontology annotation, cellular component: plasma membrane; cell-cell junction. The record is from RefSeq and is a predicted model, not a curated record. Gene Ontology annotation, biological process: homophilic cell-cell adhesion. The transcript is spliced from 25 exons. The coding region runs from base 51 to 4271 and encodes 1406 amino acids. NCBI's taxonomy places the organism in Eukaryota, Metazoa, Arthropoda, Insecta, Orthoptera, Acrididae. Gene Ontology annotation, molecular function: calcium ion binding.